UCUUCUUCGUUUGUAUUUCGUUGUUUCUUCUCUUGUUCUCUGUUUUUUUGGGAAAAGAAUGUCUUGUCAUUCGUAUUCAGUUACAAGCAACAAUUCUCAUUUGAGAAUUAGAAGAAGAGAAUGUUUGUGUGGACUUGAAUCUCCUUUGUGUACUUCUUGGACGGCUGAAAAUCCAGGUCGAAGGUUUCAUGGUUGUGGAUUUUAUAAGUUACAGGGUAAAAAAUCUUGCAAUUUUUUUGAUUGGUUUGAUGAGCCAAUGACAGAACGUGCAAAAGAAGUUAUUAUGUCUUUGAUGAAAAGGAUUGAUGAAUUCAAGAAGAAAGAUAAUGUGACAAAAAAUUGUGAUGAUGAAAUGAAGUUGAAGUUGAAGUUGAAACGAAUGAAAGGCUUUCUGACACUUUCCUGGCUUUUGAUUAUUGUUCUUUUGGUUAUUGUAAUGUUGAAGUAAUUAAAAUGAUUGGAUUAAGGGUGUUUUGUAAUGAUGUAAUUUAGGGUGUUUAUGGUUGAAAU
Messenger RNA from Cicer arietinum (chickpea), 510 nucleotides. Lineage: Eukaryota; Viridiplantae; Streptophyta; Magnoliopsida; Fabales; Fabaceae. The record is from RefSeq and is a predicted model, not a curated record.